Molecule: messenger RNA, 2471 nt
Organism: Micropterus salmoides (largemouth bass)
Lineage: Eukaryota; Metazoa; Chordata; Actinopteri; Centrarchiformes; Centrarchidae
Gene: gnb5a
Product: guanine nucleotide binding protein (G protein), beta 5a
Exons: 11
Coding region: 125-1210 (361 amino acids)
Biological process (GO): G protein-coupled receptor signaling pathway; G protein-coupled dopamine receptor signaling pathway
Cellular component (GO): cytoplasm; heterotrimeric G-protein complex
Molecular function (GO): protein binding; signaling receptor complex adaptor activity
Source: RefSeq, a predicted model, not a curated record
CUCCUCCUCCUCUUCUGGAAACUGGAGGAGCAUCUUCUCCCUCUGACGUCAUGACAGCAGCAUCAGCUGUUAGCUCUGCUUUAAGCCCUUUCGCCGCCGAUCGCUGCCUGCACAAAGGAAAUAUAUGAGAUCCCCUUUAAUCCCUGAAAUGGCGACACAGGAGGUACAGCUGAACGAGACUCUGGCCCAUCUCAAAACGGAGUCGGAGACGCUGAAGUCGAAGCUGGAGGAGGAGAGAGCGAAGCUGCACGAUGUCGAGCUCCAUCAGGUGGCAGAGAAGGUCGAGGGGCUGGGUCAGUUUGUCAUGAAGACCCGAAGAACUCUGAAGGGUCAUGGCAACAAAGUUCUGUGUAUGGACUGGUGUAAGGACAAGAGGAGGAUCGUCAGCUCCUCGCAGGAUGGGAAAGUGAUUGUGUGGGAUGCUUUCACUACCAACAAGGAGCAUGCUGUGACAAUGCCGUGCACCUGGGUGAUGGCCUGCGCCUACGCCCCCUCUGGCUGUGCUGUAGCUUGUGGGGGCCUGGACAACAAAUGCUCAGUGUAUCCUCUGUCUCUGGACAAGAAUGAGAACUUGGCUGCCAAGAAGAAGUCAGUGGCCAUGCACACAAACUACUUGUCCGCCUGUAGCUUCACCAACUCUGAUAUGCAGAUCCUGACAUCCAGCGGUGAUGGAACGUGUGCAUUAUGGGAUGUUGAGAGUGGGCAGCUGUUGCAGAGUUUCCAUGGUCACGCAGCAGACGUGCUCUGUCUGGACCUGGCCCCCUCUGAGACUGGAAACACGUUUGUUUCAGGGGGCUGUGAUAAGAAGGCCAACGUGUGGGACAUGCGUUCAGGACAGUGUAUUCAGUCCUUUGAAACUCAUGAAUCAGACAUAAAUAGUGUGCGAUACUAUCCCAGUGGAGAUGCAUUUGCAUCUGGCUCAGAUGAUGCUACAUGCCGCCUGUAUGACUUAAGGGCAGACAGAGAAGUGGCUAUUUAUUCCAAAGAGAGCAUCAUAUUUGGGGUCUCCAGUGUUGAUUUCUCUCUCAGUGGGCGGCUACUCUUUGGCGGCUACAAUGACUACACCAUAAAUGUUUGGGAUGUUCUCAAAGGAACACGGGUCUCCAUUCUGUUUGGACACGAGAACCGUGUCAGUACACUGCGUGUUUCCCCAGACGGGACGGCCUUCAGCACAGGUUCCUGGGACCACACUCUUCGGAUCUGGGCUUAAGGAUGAUGACACAGAGGUUUAAAUGGUAGACAGACUUACUAAAGACACACCAAUGUUUCUGUUUGCUAGAGUACAAUCACCGAGAUAGACUCAGUUUUGGUUGUACAUAGGGCAUAUCAAUAGCACUGUAUAUACUCCAGUCUGAUGGCCAGGGUAGAUUUACAUAUUCAAGAGAGUAAUUAAACCAAAUGGCACGCUUGUAUUACUGAAUUAUUGAAAGAAAACUUCACAGAAGUAGGCUACUUAUGGUUACAACUAAAUAUGUAAAAUGUAUAUUGCAGAAAAUAACAUUGGUGCUGACUAGCAUCAGUCUAGGAUAGAAGUGACAAAGUGAUGUAUUGAUAUAUGGUGACAUAAAGGACUUAAUUUAUUUGUUUUUUUGCACAAAAAGUAAAGGAAGAAUGCAGUCUGUGGAAAUAAAUGGGAUACAAGGAAACAAAACACAAAUGCAGGAGAAGCAGUAAGGUUUAAGACUGAAAAAAGAGAAAGGUAACAUUGGGUUUUGUUGCUUCUCUGUCAAUGAGCAAUGUUGGAAUAUGGGGUAUAGUGAGGAAGAUUAGAUUGGCUUGUAGAAAUUAAUCAAUAUCAGUUAGUCUGCCAAUAAAGGAGCAUAGGCAUAAAAUGUUAGGUACAAUUUGUAGUUGGUGAAACAUUUUUAAUUGUGUGCCCAACAAGCCUUGUUCAUUCUUGACAGCAACUCUCCUGCCAAUAUUAUUCUAAUGAAAAAAAGCAGGUAAACCUGAAAAACAUGAGGUUGAUUUUCCAUAUAUGUUUUUAAAAUAUGGUUGACCUUUAAUCUCUAAAGCUGAUGGUACACAGAGCAACUUUUAGAGCAAUCUUGCAGGGCAACGUUGCCAUCAAUGGUAAUGAGUAAAGAUUACUACCGUAAUCCCCGCCGCUAUCCGUUCAAAACAACGGACUUGCUACAAUGUUGCUGGGCAAUCUUGCCCAGCAACAUUGCUCAAAAAGUUGCCACGUGUAUCAUCAGCUUAAUUGUUUUCAGUUGUGAAAGCUACUUUCUGUUCUAUAUGCACAUUCAUUCCCUACUGACAUCCUGAACCUGUGGUCCCCCACUAGAUAUCCAAACAUUAAUAUAUAAAAAAACAUCUUUAAAUUCUUAGAAUGUACUCCUUUAUUGCGGUUGUUCAAUGGCUGUAAUUUCAUAUUUAAUGUAAUUAUGUUAAUGUAGUUUAGUGUACAGUUAUACAAGGGACUGUUUAUCAAAGUAUUACAAACAUAAUAAACUGAAUUUUGAAUAUCA